This is a messenger RNA of Caenorhabditis remanei, 2334 nucleotides long. RefSeq lists its product as uncharacterized. Bases 1 to 2334 code for a protein of 777 amino acids. The transcript has 13 exons. The record is from RefSeq and is a predicted model, not a curated record. Gene Ontology annotation, cellular component: nucleus; cytoplasm. Gene Ontology annotation, biological process: signal transduction; peptidyl-serine phosphorylation. Gene Ontology annotation, molecular function: protein serine/threonine kinase activity; ATP binding. NCBI's taxonomy places the organism in Eukaryota, Metazoa, Nematoda, Chromadorea, Rhabditida, Rhabditidae.
AUGACAUCAUCAUCAGAAGGAGAGAUUCUUCAAGUUGGACAGGUCAUCAGAGAACGAUGGAAAAUAAAAGCGAAGAUCGGUGGCGGUGGAUUUGGAGAGAUCUACGAGGCAACAGAUGUUCAGAAUCAUCAUGAACGGGUAGCAAUAAAAGUCGAAUCUAGCAAAGCGACAAAACAAGUGCUCAAAAUGGAGGUCGCAGUUCUUCGACGACUUCAAGGCAAAAAACACGCGUGUAAAUUCUACGGGUGCGGACGAAACGACAAAUUCAAUUACUUGGUGAUGAGUCUGCAAGGCAAAAAUCUGGCGGAUUUGAGACGAGAAGCGCCGAAACAGUGUUUUAAUUUAAGUACGGCCGUUCGAGUUGGAUUACAGAUUCUUAAUGGAAUUCGGGAAAUUCAUUCGAUCGGAUUCCUGCAUAGAGAUGUGAAGCCAUCCAACUUCGCAAUGGGUCGAACAUCUCAAACGAUGCGAAACGUGUACAUGUUAGAUUUCGGUCUCGCUCGUCAAUAUCUAAACGCAAAAGGCGAAAUCAGAAGUCCUCGAAGCGCGGCUGGAUUCCGUGGAACUGUUCGAUACGCAGCAGUAACUGCACAUAAAAAUAAAGAAAUGGGACGACAGGAUGACCUGUGGUCCCUUUUUUAUAUGCUAACCGAGUUUCUGCAAGGACAAUUACCAUGGAGAAAGAUCAAAGAUAAGGAUGAAGUUGGAAAAAUGAAGGAGGAAGCAGAUUUGAAUGUUCUUUUGGAGGAUUGUCCGAAUGAAUUACAUCUAUUUGCGGCACAUUUGAGAACUCUUGGAUAUGCAGAUACUCCGGAUUAUGGUUACUUGGAAUCUCUUCUGAAUAAAAUUGUAAAAGAUAAUGACAUCAGUUGGGAAGAACCGUACGACUGGGAAUUGGGUUACGAUAACAUGGCGACACGACAAAAACAACAAACAAAUGGGAAUAUAUCAGCUCGAUUGAAGUCCCAUACGACAGCAGUUAUCAGAGAUCAACGAAAUGAAAACAGAGCCCUCGAUACACAAGCACCGAUAACAAUGGGAGAGGACGAAGACGAGCAGACGAAUGGACAGAUGGCAAAUCUUGGGGCGGGGUUCGAAAGUACACACGAAAAAGCUGCGGAGAAACCAAAGUACAAAAGACACGAAUUCCUAAAACCUAAAUAUGGAACUGUAAAUUUGGAUGUAAUUGAUGCGGUGAAUGCAAGAUUUGCUGCUUGCGACGAAGAAAACUUCAGAGGAGGAUCUGCAGAUGUGGAAGCAAACUUCCAGUUGCCAUCCUCGAUUCUGAAACAACAACCACAAGUGGCUGAGUCGUCACUAUCGAUUAAGAGAGUAGCAGGACUACCAGUUGAUAAAAAUAGGAGUAAUAAAUCUAUAACCCUAUCCAUUAACAACCGUUAUAAAUCUGGUGCAAAAACAAACAAGAUCUCAUCAUUCGAUAACACAAACGCUCAAAUGGACGACAAUUCAGCGAAUAACGUGAGAACCGCUCAGACGAUAAUGAGCAAAUGGCAAGGAUCAUUCGACGCAAGUUGUGAAGAAAUGAUGGAUGGAGCGGAUACGGAAGAGAAGGCUCAUGGAAGACUCAAUCCAGCAUUUCCUGUACCCAAAGCAUCACUACUCUCAACGCCAAGAUCAAUGGAUUCGAAUACAUCACCCGGUGGAAACUCACCAUCGUCACCGAUGAAUCCAAGAGCAUCUCCUAUUCAACAAAGAAGAUUAUCUCGAUCUGAAAAAGACCGGAAUGGAAUGCAUCGGACUGCAAGCUGUGGAGCACCACAGUCCAACAGUAUCAUCAGUCAUUUCAAGGGAUUGAUUAAUUCUUUCAACAAUCUCGGUGUGGGGAGUCGGUUAUCAAGGACAACAUCAAUAGACGAGACAGCGAAUCGGCAGAAUUCUGCACCACCACCACUAUCUCAACACCAGCAAAUCAACAACUACCGAAACGAUGAUAACAGUUAUGGAAUGAGGCAUUCGACGUCGAUGGGAGUCCAGAAUAGUCAGAAUACGCAGAGGAUCAGUGCAACAUUCAAUGCAUUCGAAUCACCGGAAGAACGGGAACGAAGAAGAGAACGAAGGAUGAGGAGAAGGAGUGUGGAGAGCAAUGGAAGAGUCGAGCUGGAAACGCCACCUCCAUCAGUUCGAUCUCCGGUCGUCGUCAACAAAUCAUCUGUCGUUCAUGCACCAUCAAACUCUCCUCCUGUCAAAAUUCGUGAUAACGGAAUCGACGAAGAAUUCCGAAUUCCUCUUGAAGAGAACAACAAACCACUACUUUUCUACAAAAGAAAGCGAUAUCAAUUUCUGAAUUUCCCGAGAACUUCUUCGAAAUCAUAG